UCGCGGUAUUUGUGUGUUUUAAUCAGUGGACUGACGUGUAUUGAUCAAAAAAAAAGUUUCACUUGCAUCGUAGUUUCUUUAAACCAAGUAGUUUUUUAUUAUUUUUGUCAUGUGUUUAGUAAAGAUAAGUGAUAACCUCUUAACAUUUACUCGUCAAUAGAAAAUUUUUAUAUUUUGAUUAUAGUUGCUCAAGAUGAAAUUCUUAGUAUUCGUCUUUCUUUUAAUAAAGUGUGGCCAAUCAAGUGGCAUUGGUGAAUGGCAAUUUUUUUCAGAAGUUUACAACGCUUCGUUUAUAGAAGGACAACCUUUAAAACUUAAUGGAUCUUCUACGAAAGUCGAACUAAUGGGCGUUUGGGGUAACCUCUAUUCCGAUUCAUUGUCAAAACUGGAUCAAGUAACCCAUCUUAAAAUUUUCGCAAAAAUUCAUCCAGGAGCAAUUUGUUCAAACCCAAAUUUACGAAAGUUUGAACUCGUUUUAAGUCGAGAAACAAACUUGUUAAAACUGAGAAAAAGUCACUUCCACAAUUGCCAAAAUUUGGAAGAAUUUUCAAUCGUUGGUAACUACAAAAAUUCAUCGACUUUUAUCGAAAAAGCAGCUCUGGAAGACUUGAGCAACUUGAAAUAUCUCGACCUUGAGAAUUUAAAGCUUCCACAUUUCACACACGACCAUUUGAAAAAUCUCAACUCUUUGAUUCACUUAACAGUGAACAAAUGUGGUAUUGAAGAAAUCGAAUCUGGUGUUUUUGAUGAUUUGAAGAAUAUUGAAGAAAUUGUAUUUGUUUAUAAUCGGUUUACAACUUUACCGAAAAAUUUAUUUAAAAAUAAUGCCCGGGUGAAAAAACUUAUUUUGCUUUCGAAUAAUAUCACUAAUUUGACUUGGGACGAAUUUGUAGGAUUAGACUCAGUGACGGAUCGUGCGAUUGGACGAAAUUCAAUCACACAUUUCGAUGCCACAAAAAUUGCGGAAAAUAUGCCACGUUUGGAAGAACUUAACGUAGAAUUAAACCCAAUCCCAUGCAAAAAAGUCGAACAAUUUGCGAAAGAAUUAAAAUUAAAAUUGAAUCACACUGUGAAAGUCACACACAGGGUUAAUCCCUUUUCUUAUGACUCGUGUAUUUAUCAAUAAAUUACUUCUCAAUU
Molecule: messenger RNA, 1140 nt
Organism: Tribolium madens (black flour beetle)
Lineage: Eukaryota; Metazoa; Arthropoda; Insecta; Coleoptera; Tenebrionidae
Product: leucine-rich repeat and fibronectin type-III domain-containing protein 5-like
Exons: 2
Coding region: 194-1126 (310 amino acids)
Source: RefSeq, a predicted model, not a curated record